UCGCUACCUCGGAGGUCUUCGGCCAGUGCCGCUGUUCCCACGGAAGCUGGGGCCGGGAACUUCGAGGGCCGUGGCUGAUUCGGCUGUAUUCACCGCACUGGGGAAGGCUCUGGAGUGUUAUUUUGGGAGCAGUCCCAGUCGGUGUGUUUAUGAGAUUAGACCCGGCUACACCCUCUUGGGAAUGGGAGGGUGGCCGGGUCCUAGUGCUCGCUAGAUCUCCGGGGCCAGGGGCUGAGGGGCGGGCGGAGGCGGCGGCUCAAGCUAAGAGCGACUUCGCUGCGCGAAGCCGUCCGCGGGGCGCUGAUGGCCGGGCGCAUCCUGGGAAAGACUUUAGCCACCGUGUCUCUCUCUGUGGCCUUGGCCUAUGUGACUGUCAAGUCCUCGGGCUUUCGCAGCAUCCCGGAGUGCAGAAACUCAUUUUCAUCUUGUGGAUUUCAUCUCAAUUCCAACAUCAUGUCUGCUUCUAAUGGUGCCAAAGGGAAUUCCCACAACAAGGCUAGGACAUCGCCUUACCCAGGUUCAAAAGUUCAACGCAGCCAGGUUCCUAAUGAGAAAGUAGGCUGGCUUGUUGAGUGGCAAGACUAUAAUCCUGUGGAAUACACUGCACUCUCUGUCUUGGCUGGACCUAGGUGGGCAGAUCCUCAGAUCAGUGAAAGCACCUUUUCUCCCAAGUUUAAUGAAAAAGAUGGGCAUGUUGAGAGAAAGAGCCAGAAUGGCCUGUAUGAGAUUGAAAAUGGAAGACCUAGAAAUCCUGCAGGACGGACAGGAUUAGUUGGCCGAGGGCUUUUGGGGCGAUGGGGCCCAAAUCAUGCUGCAGAUCCCAUCAUAACUAGGUGGAAAAGGGAUAAAAGUGGAAAUAAAAUCACCCACCCCAUUUCUGGGAAAAACAUCUUACAGUUUGUUGCAAUCAAAAGGAAAGACUGUGGAGAAUGGGCAAUCCCAGGGGGGAUGGUGGAUCCCGGGGAGAAGAUCAGUGCUACAUUGAAAAGAGAAUUUGGUGAGGAAGCUCUCAACUCCUUACAGAAAUCCAGUGCUGAAAAGAGAAAAUUAGAGGAACAGUUACACAAACUCUUCAGUCAGGAACAUCUAGUGAUAUAUAAGGGAUAUGUUGAUGAUCCUCGAAACACUGAUAAUGCAUGGAUGGAGACAGAAGCCGUGAACUACCAUGAUGAAACUGGUGAGAUCAUGGAUAACCUCACCCUCGAAGCUGGAGAUGACGCUGGAAAAGUGAAGUGGGUGGACAUCAGUGAUAAACUGAAGCUCUAUGCAAGUCACUCUCAGUUCAUCAAACUAGUUGCAGAGAAGCGAGAUGCACACUGGAGUGAGGACUCUGAAACUGACUGCCAUGGGUUAUAGCUCACAGCCUCCAUGUAAGCCGAAGUUCAAUGAAGGAGCACACACUGAGAAGAAGGCACUAUCAACAGAACUGAUAUUGGCAAGGGGGCAGAGUUGAUGACUUAGAAAUAAUUUUAUUCACUUUUCAAACAAUUUUCAUUUAGGAAGUUUUACAUCAGAAUAAAAUUAGGUAGAUAUGGUGAAAUCCAACACGGUAUUUUUGGCUUUCUAGUCAAAAGAAAUAUAAACGUAUUUUGUAUGUAUUCUAUUUUAAGCAUGCCUUUAAACCAAAUUUAAACAACUUUGAUGCUCUUUGUUUUUUUGGUGGGGGGAUUUAAGUUUGAUUUCUUGAAAAUCACUGAAAUAUAUGUAGUCAGGAGAUGCUGUGUUACACAUAGGUGGUAUCAAUUCUGGUAGUUCUUUGUUCCUUGUUCAGUGCUAGUUCUCAGCAUGAAACUUACUGUGAUGCCAUGAUAGCAAAGGGACAUGUUAGGUAUACUGACUUAUUUUUCAAAACCAAAUUAACCCAUUAGCUUCUAUUGAAAGUUUGAAAUUUUUUUCAGACUUUAAGUCAUUUUUUUGAGUCAUUGCUCAAAUAUAAAAAAAAAUAAUAACAACUACAAUGGAAAAACAGGCCACGCCAUUGGUACUCCAGGCCUUCCCUCACACAUGAACAAGGGGCUGUGAAGGUAGAACAUCAGGUGGCCCAGGUCCCAGGGGUUCCCUGGCACUGAAUGAUGUGUACCUUCUGUCUAUAUGCAUGUUCGCACUCCACCUUAAAUGUGGUUAUCCUACACUGCCUCAGGUAGGGUGGGACUUCAUAUUCUUUUGAAAAUAAGUUUCUGAUCAGCCAUAACUUCUGCUUUCCAUCUGGUCCUUGUCUGUCAGUUCUUUUUGUUGUUGUUCCCCUUGCUUUUCUGUGGUCUAAAGGAUGUUUCUGCCAUAUCAAGCUUCAUUAGGAGAAGCACCACCAUUGUGUAAUCUGAGUUAUGGUUUAAUUAUUCGCUUAACAUUUUGUUUUGUAUGAUCUUGUUGAAAGUGAUUUCAAAAAUGGGAACUUUAUGUUUUCUUGUCUUUAGAGGCUUCAGUUAUGAGGAAAUUUCAGCCCCCUUAGUCAAUAAAGAUCAAUGAAUAAGAGCUUAUGUUCUCAUUUUCAAAAAUUCUGAAGUAAAAACAUGUCCAGAAAAUUGGUGAUUUAUGUUUAUAUAUUUAUUUUACUCUAUUGAUUGUAACUGUAUAUAUUAUAAGUGAAUUAAAAUAGAUGUUUAAAAAGGAAUUAGAAUUAGACAGAGACAGAGGGAGGUCUUGGGGGGUUAGUGUUUUUGUUAGGGCAUAUUAAAAAUUGAAAUGGGCUUUUGAGGUACUCACUGUUAAUAUUAUAAUUCCCAGAGCAAAGGAAUGCUCUUGGUAGCAGGGAGAAGCAAGGAAAAUACAACCGCUUUUUCUCAGUGGACAUGUGUCUCAUAUCCUGACCAAGAUACCCAUUGGGAAAGCACCCUGAUAUCAACUCCUGCUAACGUGAAGUGGGGUCUGUCUUAGUUCCAUCUUCAUUCCAGUUGGACAACAGAUGAUGCAUUUGAAGAAAAGGAGGUUUAGAGAAUAUAGACAUGGUUGUGGUUUUUCUUUGGACAUUUGAAAAUGGCAUUAAGCUUACUGUGUAGCUAGAGGACAGAACUAGGGACAAGGUAAAUCAAAAGGUUUUUUUUUUUUCUUUUUUUCCAGUUUAGUGUCAAAACUACUCCUUUGGUGGUAAAGCUGAUCUGAACUGACAGGGAGCUUUUUUUGUCCUUAGUGUGACUGUCAGUUUUGCUGAGAAGUGGUAGGAUGUUUCCCUUGAACUCCUCUGGAAGAAUUACAAGGUUUAUAUGUGACAUUAAUUUUCUAAAAUCUGUAAAUUCCUGGUCUUUGGUAUGUAAUAAGGGACUUGUGCCUGGGAAGGAUGAUAUGUGCCUUACAUGGGGGGUAGGAUGACCUUUUCCCUGCACGAAAGUCUAAUUCUACUUUUACUGUUUUGCGGGAAGAAAUUGCUUCUUUUUGGCACUGAAUAGAAUACUUUAAAAUUGAAGCACCUUAGAAAAGCUCUUGAGAAAGUUUGAGCCAAUGUCCUUAGGAAUGACAUUUACUUUUUACAAUAGCUUUUCUACAUUUAAACCGAUAUUAGUAAAGAUAUUAGGUUAUAUUUAAAUUUUAUUUAAAGAAUUACUAAAGCACAGGGUCUAUGGCUAACAAAUUCUUUGUGGUACUUUGGAGUUUUCACUGGAACAUUUAAAUAGUGUGCAAAAUGAUAAAGCUGCUGCUACAAAUUUAUGGAUAGAUAAUCUGAUAACCAUAAGUAUCCAGCACCAUCUAGAAUAGAGAAAAAAAACAUUAAAAUUUCAGUUUAAGACAUUUCAGUAGGCGAUAUUGCUUAUGUAUUUGCUUUUCUUAGAUAUAUAAAGACUUUGUUUUUUAGAGAUAUUUAGUAAAAUAAAUAGUAAUAAUCGUUACCAUUUGUUGAGUCUACAUUAUAUCACUUAGUCCUCACAACCCUGUGAAGUCAGGCAGUGGUAUUCCCACCUCAAAGGUGAAAAUGGCAUUUAGAAACAGUGCGCCAAGGCAUACUCAGGUAGGGACAGAGCUAGGGUUUGAGUCCUGGGCUGCCUGGUUCCAAAACUUACUCUCUGUCUGCUGUAUUCCCUACUAAGGUUGUGAAGCUGUCAGGAUUUGUUACUUUAAGUAUGCAGUUUGGAAGAUUAUAUAUUACUUAAUAGUAACGUUACUCAUAGUAAUACAUUUGUGGUUUGUGGCUUGAAAUUAAAGGCCAAAUUUGAUUUGAGUAGUAUUGUUGAAAUGGUUUGCAUAAUUUGGCCCAAAGACAAUUGAUUUGAUAAUAUCUUAACCUAAGGAUAAAUAAUCAGUGUUUGUCUUGGUACUCUUGAGAUGUGAAAGAGUUUCAAAUUCAAAUAGAACCAUAUGCUAAACCUGCAUAAGAGCAUAACUAUCUAAAAAUCUAAAUAUCCAGUAGCUAAAGAGGGCGCUUGAAAAUUCUAACCAGUUUUAGAGGCUGAAUGUUACUCUGUCUUACCGUAUAAGGACUUAAUGUGAUUAGUAUUUUCUAAAAUAUUUGUGAAGUUUUAAUAAAACUGGUUUUAAAAUACAUCCUUUGAAGAAAGCAUUUGUAUUAAUUUGGUUUUGUUCAUACCUGUGUCUGUCAUAUUGUUAAUUUAUCAACAUGUACACAAUCUGAAACUAUUAAACAAGAUAAAAAUAUUUAAAAUGUAUAUUAAUGCUUGGAAUCAGAUUUUACUAACCUUGUAUAACUUCUGAUACAGCGCUGAGAGAAUUAUUUCUGCCGAAAUAAAUGAUACAGAUUAUAGUUAUUAUAUGAAGGUAUUUUUCCAUAAUUUCUUCUCUUCCUCCACCCAUACCUCCAAUAUUAGGGUUAUUUUAUUGCUGAUGGAUUAGUAUUGGUGUAAUCAUGUAUAUUAGGAGGUGGAGAAUAAUGUGGUUCUGUUAUACCUAAAUGCUGAUAAAUUGAAUCCUCAACUGUCUUUUCUGCAACAUAGAGCUUUAAUUCCUCCCACUUGACCCUUAAUGGUCUAAUGAGAACAUUUGAAGUGGUAGGAAGCACUAAAUAAUCACUUGAGGGCAAUGAAACUUGUCAGGAGGAAAACUUGGGUGAAAUCCAGUUCCUUUUUCAAUAUUGGAAUUAAGAGGAUUUGGUUUGUUGGCUUCUCUCUAAGUAGAUUAGAAUAAAUACAUGCUCUCUAUAAUUUUAAUUGACAUUAAUUAGAUAUUUAAAAAAGGGAUAUACCUUUCCUAUAUUUUAAAUGAAAGCAAACUUGGGUGGAAAUCAAUAUGGAAGUCUCAAAGUCUGUAGCUUUCCAUCAUGUGAGCUGAUGUUUUGUGUUGAGAUACGUUGCCUUGAGAUCAGGCCAUUUCUAGCUUUGGUAGUUUCAUGGCAGGCUUUGCUUACUGCUCUGUGAAUUGUCCAUAAGACAACAAUAAGUUUGAGGUGAUAUUUACUGUUUGAAAUUCUUAACCUAAUAUUGCAUAUGUUUCUGUAAACUAAAAUUUUGUUAAAUACCAUGAGCAUUUAUGAAAAUACCUCUUUAGACUUGCAGAAAUUCUGAUCUAAAGCUCUUGGAGGAAAUUGAGCUUAUAAUUCAUAAGCUCUAGAUUGGGUAGAUCAGUUAAGUUCAAUUCUGCCAUAUAUUUUUAUUGUUCCCAAGAAUUAUUCUUCUUACCUUCUCUGAGAUUAAAUGCCACUUUUAUCAAUAUAAUCAUAGAAACGAAAUCUUACCCCAAGGAGGCCCUAAAAAUAAAAAAAUUAAUUAUAACAUUACCUUAAGUUUAUUAAUAGAUUUAUAGUUUAUAAUAGCUUAAAAAUUAAUGUGGACUCACCAGGAGUUGGUUCAAAAUAGAAGUGAUUAACUAGGAGAAGAAAAGUCAACAAUCAGUGCUGUCAAUGGAUUUAUUUUUUAACUUAGUUAUGUAAGUUAAAAUAUUUUCUAUAUAAAAAUCUUUGUUGUUAAUGUCAGAUUAAUUACAUAUUACCACUUAGUUUUUUAUUUGCAUGAUAUAAGAUUUUUAUUUAUUUAUUUUAAAGAUUUUAUUUAUUUAUUUUUAGGCAGGGGAAGGGAGGGAGGAAGAGAGGGAGAGAAACAUCAAUCAGCUGCUUUUCACAGGUCCCCACCCAGGGACCUGGUCCACAACCCAGGUGUGUGCACUGACUGGGAAUUGAACCAGCGACCCUUUGGUUCUUAGGCCUGGUGCUCAGUCCAUUGAGCCACACUAGCCAGGGUGCAUGAUGUAAGAUUUUUAAAUGAAUAUACAAUAUAUAGAUUGAAAUUCUCUUAAUUCUGUCAUUUAUAAUUAAAAAAUGGGGAAAUUGGUAAAAAAGUCACCUGUAAUACCAGAGACAGUUUAAUAUUUCGGUUAACAGAAGGCUAUUUAGUGACUUCCACAUUUCAUUUAAUACGGUUGGUGUUAAAUGAUAAUAAAGAAAAAACCAGCAAACAAAAGUUAAGUAUUUUCCAUCCAGUCUCACUGGAAAAGCAUUGCUUUGUACUUUCCAUAUGGUCCUUCUUUAAAAGACUGGUAGUUUACUCAAGAAAUUGACCUUUCUACCUAGAAAACAGAUCUUUCUAUUUGUAGAGCUGUCGGGUUAAACACUGUCCUGAUUCUUUCUUGAUCUGAGAUGAUGUUCUCUUAGGAUGCCUUUUCCAGAUCCCUGACUUAAUUCGGAUCACUGGGAGGAAAAAAACUUAUAAUCAUGAAGUUACAGCAGUUCUAUAAAUUAUUCUGUCAGGAUUCUUUCUAGGAUGGGCUGUGGCCAGCAGCACUUUUAAAAAGUUCAGAAAAAAUAAAAUAUAAAUAGGUAUUAAGUGUUCGGAUCUGGGUAAUUUGAAUAAGUCAUGUGUAUGAGGAGUCAGGAUUUUCACUGGAAGGGAACUUGGUGCUAAAUACAUAUUUUACCCAAGGUCACCCAGAUAAUUUAACUGUAACGACGAGAUUAGAAUUUGGGCUUUUCAACCACAGGCUAGUGCUCUUUUAGCCUCAUUUUGAUGUGAGGAUGAGCUUGUUAAUUUUGUAGUUACCAAUCAUCAUUGGAGGUAGUAGUUGCCUAAAACAUUUCUAGUUAGAAAUAUGGAGAACUUUUCCUUUUCCUUUUGGAGUUGGACUAUAAUGCUGAUUAAAUAGAACAGAUCAUAGGAAGAGGACAUAGCUGUUUGAACUUGAAAGACUUGGGUUCUUAGGCUUGGAAGCCACUUGUUUGAUCUUAAAGUUUCUGGGAUGCUUCAGUAUUCUUCAAGAUGGUUGACUUUAAAUAGUCAGUUAAAGAAUCUUGAAAAUUUUAUCUUAGUCAGAGAUGGACCAAAUCUUUUAGUUGGACCAAAUGAUUUAGGUCCAACUUUCUGACAUGUUUAUGAAAUACUGCAUGUCCCUAAGAUACCAUAAUUGUGUAAAGUGUACCAUUUAGUUAAUGAUAGUAGUUUAAAGAAAAAGGAGAUCUAGAUUAAAUGUAUAUAUCUGUUGUGAGAUGUAUCUUGAUUUUAGAAAAUGUUUAAGUGUGAAAAGUAUUUUUUAGACUGGGAAAUAGAAUUUUUUAAUGUUACCUUUUAUAAUUCCAUUGAAGUAUUUCUCUUGUGUUUUUGUAAAUUGAGACUCAAUAACUUACUGUAUCAAUAAAAGGCCUCCUC
Messenger RNA from Phyllostomus discolor (pale spear-nosed bat), 7517 nucleotides. RefSeq names its product nudix hydrolase 9 (gene NUDT9). The coding region runs from base 304 to 1356 and encodes 350 amino acids. Lineage: Eukaryota; Metazoa; Chordata; Mammalia; Chiroptera; Phyllostomidae. Gene Ontology annotation, cellular component: mitochondrion. Gene Ontology annotation, molecular function: ADP-ribose diphosphatase activity. The transcript is spliced from 8 exons. The record is from RefSeq and is a predicted model, not a curated record.